Messenger RNA from Leptomonas pyrrhocoris, 1400 nucleotides. Its product is annotated as putative Zinc transporter putativecation transporter. Gene Ontology annotation, biological process: zinc ion transmembrane transport. The record is from RefSeq and is a predicted model, not a curated record. Gene Ontology annotation, molecular function: zinc ion transmembrane transporter activity. The transcript has a single exon. Gene Ontology annotation, cellular component: plasma membrane. NCBI's taxonomy places the organism in Eukaryota, Euglenozoa, Kinetoplastea, Trypanosomatida, Trypanosomatidae. Bases 135 to 1400 code for a protein of 421 amino acids.
AGACUUACAGUAGGACACUCUGCUACCUGAUUUGUUUCUAACCGCGAACUGUACGACGACGCCCUCACGUGAAGACACCGCUCUCUCCCGCUGCAACUCUUCCCUUUCGCUCGUACUUCACUGAACCUCCGAGAAUGAGCCUGCCGACCCUCGAGACGUGCCGCCAGCUGUUCGGCGACGUGUUGCGCGCCGCCGUUGCUGCGCAAUCCGUGAAGGCGGAUGAGCCGGCCGCCGACACGCCGGCCGAUGCUGGCGAUGAUGAUGAUGGCAAGUGCUCGUCGCUGGAGGGCACGUACGAGGUUGGGCUGCACAUUGGUGCGAUCUUCAUCAUCCUCGCCGCGUCGCUGCUCGGCACGCUGAUCCCGCUGGUGGGCAAGCGCGUGCCUGCGCUGCGUCUGCAUCCGUACGUGUACGCUGUGGGCAAGUCCACCGCGACCGGCGUUGUGCUUGCUGUCGCGAUGAUCCACAUGAUCGGCGAGGCGACGUCGGACUUCGACCAGGACUGCGUCUCCGAGAGCUUCCGCGACAUGUACGAGGGGUGGGCGUUCCUGUUUGCGAUGAUCGCUGCGGUGCUGAUGCACGCCGUGGACGGGACCGUUGCGUGGAUUGCGGAGCGCUGGAGCACGCGUGCUGCGGAGCACGAGGCUGGCUCUGCUGCUGUGCGCGCCGGUGCGGCGAAUCCGUGCGAUGACUCGCUGUGCAAGGAGUGCCCUGCGCGCGAGGUGGAGGCCCGGCAGCGUGGCGCCGACAAGCAGGACGGCGUCAACAGCGACGAGAUGGACGUUGUCAUGAUGGACUCGCGCGGCGCUGUGGGCGAUCCCGAGCCGGAGCAGUGCGACCAGGGUGCGGCGUGCCACGGCCACCAGCACGGUGUGGCGGUGCCGUCGGACAUGCCGCUUGUGCAGCGCGCUGUUGCCGCGAUCUGCAUGGAGUUCGGUGUGACGCUGCACAGCGUGUUCGUGGGCCUUGCCGUUGCCGUGUCCAACGGGAGCGACCUGCGCGCACUGAUCAUUGCGCUUGUGUUCCACCAGAUGUUCGAGGGCCUCGCGAUGGGAGCCCGUCUCGCGGAUGCUUCUUUCAAGCUGUCGCUGGAGAUUGUGCUGAUGCUCGUGUUCUCGUUCUCCGCGCCGAUCGGCAUUGCCGCUGGCACCGGCGCCGUGGUUGCGUCGCGCGACGCGUUCUCGGGCCCGUCGUACGCGAUCGUGAGCGCCGUGCUGGACUCGAUCUGCGGCGGCAUCAUGCUGUACAUCGCCUUCAACCUGCUGUUCGUGGACUUCGCGUUCGACAUCCGCACGCACUGCAGCGCUGGCCGCCCUUACGCCAUCAUCAAGCGCAUGGGACUGUACGCGGGUCUGUGGAUUGGCGCCGGCGUGAUGGCUCUGAUCGGUAAGUGGCUGUAG